Molecule: messenger RNA, 3215 nt
Organism: Acanthochromis polyacanthus (spiny chromis)
Lineage: Eukaryota; Metazoa; Chordata; Actinopteri; Pomacentridae
Product: anti-Muellerian hormone type-2 receptor-like
Exons: 10
Coding region: 1423-2829 (468 amino acids)
Biological process (GO): BMP signaling pathway; cellular response to growth factor stimulus; protein phosphorylation
Cellular component (GO): plasma membrane; signaling receptor complex
Molecular function (GO): ATP binding; transforming growth factor beta receptor activity; metal ion binding
Source: RefSeq, a predicted model, not a curated record
AAAAAAAAAAAAAAAAAAAGGCAAUUAUUUGAAACCACAGGGAAAUAAGUGAUUGCACAGUCAUGCCUCUAUCAGUAAAUAAUAAAAGUCAAGUGACCAAAAAAACAAUCAUGGCCAACAAUGAUUUGCCACGAAACAAAAAAAUCUUCUAAUCCUCUACAAAAUUGAAUUAAAAAAUACGUAUUUCGACACAAAAUUGUCAGGCUUUGGGACAUCAUAAAUGAUCUAACAACAAAAAUAUUUUGGUGGCAACACAGGCAGAAGAUUAUUUGUUUGGCCUUUUACUGUGUAAUAUGUUAUGGGUGAACUGUUUCCCCCCUUCAAUACAUCACAGCUUCUCUUCUCCUGGCCUGUUAAGAGAGCGGAUUCAUCGGAAUUACCAGUAAAUGACAGUGCUAACUAAAUGCAUAUCUGUGGGGGUGUGGGGACCUUGAGGAGCUUUUCACAGUGUGUGUGCACGUGCAAGGAUACAAUAUGCAGGUGUGUGUUCGUGGGAGUGAUGCAUGCAGACGUGGGAAACUCCUCUCACAUUCCCAGGAUUGAUAAUUCCCUCCCUGCUUGGACACAAUGGGCUCAGAGUGACCAUGGUCCUGCAACAGCGGUGGCUGCUUUUGGCUGUGGGUGAGUAAAGAAAAUGCUCAAUUUUUAAAAAGUUAUUAGACAUAGUAAGUUAUGCUUCUUUUCAGGACAGAUGUUUGAUAAAUUAUUGUUUUCUAAUUUGCAAUUUGAUUGCUGUUUGUAGUCGUGUUGCUGAAGCAUUGUACUGAAUUACUCCCAUACCGAAGAUGUAAAAAUCAUAGACUGUUUAAUAAAGAAGUCUUUAUUCUACAGUUUAUGGUAAAAACUGUAAGGCUUUUAUGAGGUAUUCAUAUUCCUGCCCAAAUAGUAGAAAUGAGGCCUUAGAAUGCUGCAUUUUUCCAAGAUUUCAUGAGUAUUAAAUCUGCCCACAGUGUAACUCACCUUAUCAAUAAUUUGGUAAUAUUUUAGCAAAUGUUUUUUUUUUUUUAAUUUUCUGUGUUUUUUUUAGCAUCUUUGAUUUGAUUUAUUGCUUGGCUACAUAGGUCAGUAAAUAAAUGCAUGAAUUUAUGCUUAAGAACUGGGGCUGCCACCAGAAUAUGCUCUGUAACUAAACUACUGCGUUGAUGAGAUUCUUUCAUGGAUUGUAUAUGACUGAGUCUUCUAAUUUACUAUUAUUUACUAUAUACUCUUGGGUAGUGUAAGCAUUAAAUCUAUGUUUAGUUGUGUUUAUAAGUCAUGAUACAAAAAUCACUAUUCAGAAACUCAUAAUAGAACAUUUAUCAAUAUUGGCUAAGUUAACAAGGAUUGUUAUCAUACAGAUAUUCGUCUUUCUUCCUCUUCCCAGAAUGCAUCUGUAUAUGCAUUUCCAGCCAGUCUUCAUUACGGAAGUGUGUUUUUCAAGUGAUGUCACAGAACUACGACAAAUACACCACUGCUGGAAAUGUGAAUGGAUCGGUGCAGGUCUGCGAGAACACCCAGUGCUGUGUGGGAUGUUACCUGAUCGUAAACGGCCAGCCAAAGGUUGAUGUUCUUGCUUGUGAUAUGGUUGAAAAGUCCUGCCCAAGUGCAACCUGUGAAGCACAAUCACGCUUCAACAAUCGCUUCCUGAAGUGUGUGUGCAACACAGACUUCUGCAAUGGGAACAUUACUUGGACCCCAGAGUCAGAAGAGCCUCCGCACACCUACUCUUAUUCUGCAGGUGAAAUCUUGAAAAUGGCUGUACCUCUGGCUGUGAUUUUACUCGUCAUGUUUGUUGUGAUUAUUGCUGCUAAAAGGAGAAACAUUUUCAAAGAGAAAAAAGAGAAUCUACAAUCCUCCUCUGAUGACUACAGUUUAUCAUCACCGUGCUCCUGUCAAACAGUAAAAUCCCCUGAGAUUGACUUUUCUCACAUUGAGCUACAGCAGAUUGUGGGCCAAGGACAUUUUGCAACUGUUUUUCAAGGGAAGUACAAGGGAUCUGUGGUGGCUGUGAAAGUUUUACCUCCAGACUGGAAAGUUAAAUUUACCACAGAGAAAGAGAUUUUUGAGCUACCGCUGAUGACGCAUGCUGGGAUUGUCCACUUCCUGGGCACUGGGAGGAAACCAGACGAUAACAGCUGCUUCAUUGUGCUGCAGUUUGCUGAAUAUGGUUCUCUCCAUUCCUUUCUGUGUAAACACACCACCAGCUGGAUGUCAUCACUGAAGUUAUGCCAUUCUUUAUCACAGGGGCUUUCCUAUCUUCACUCUGACCUUCACAGCAACGAUGGCCAUAAGCCCCCUGUGGCCCACAGUGACCUCAGCAGCUCCAACGUGCUGGUGAGAGCAGAUGGUACCUGUGUCCUGUGUGACUUUGGAUGCUCCACCAUCUUACGAUCUCGGUCAGAGCAUCGCUGUUGCCAGAGCCACACCACAAACAUGGAGGGCCAUGCUCAGCUGGGCACGCUACAUUAUAUGUCGCCUGAGAUCCUUGAAGGUUCCGUAAACCUGAACAGCAGCAGGUUCCUCAUGCAGGCGGACGUCUAUGCUUUAGGACUGCUGCUGUGGGAGAUCUGGAUGCGCUGCUCUGAUUUAUUUGAAGGCGGUAUUGUUCCACAGCAUCUGGUGCCGUAUGAAUUAGAGCUGGGAGCCAAUGUCACACUGGAGAGCCUCAUCUCCUACGUGUCUCACAAGGACAAGAGACCUUCCAUACCCAAACAUUGGGAACUGCUGCCACAGGGAUCUGCAUUGGAGGAGCUCUUGGCAGACUCCUGGGAUUGUGAGCCAGAUGCCCGACUGACGGCUCACUGCGUCGUGGACAGAUUGGUCUCGCUUCAGUCUUCUUAUUCCCUAUGAUUUUGUUUGUCUUGUUUUCAGAUUGGCUUGUUGAAUGUAAAUACAAGUAUUUGCAUUGUUCUCUUUGUGUCACCAGUGUAUAGUUUUUCAAUAGAUUUUUAGUAUAUUGUUGUGUAAAGGAUGAGUAUGGCUAAAAAAAAGCUUGUUAAACAGUUUGAUAGAUCUAAAUAUGUUUUAUGUUAACAUAGAUGAAGUUUAGCUGACAAGUUGCAUGUGUUUAAUUAUUAUUAUUAGGAAAAUUGAGGAUUUCUGUGCUUUCAGUAUAAAACUGAGACACUGCAGAAGGUGGAAGACUUUUAUUUGAAGUGCCUUUUGAAUACUUUGCUAUAAAGAUUUUGUUCCUAUUUUGUUAAAGCUUAAAUAAAACCAAAUUGUGUGCUCUACAA